Messenger RNA from Monomorium pharaonis (pharaoh ant), 3871 nucleotides. RefSeq lists its product as uncharacterized. Lineage: Eukaryota; Metazoa; Arthropoda; Insecta; Hymenoptera; Formicidae. The transcript has 8 exons. The record is from RefSeq and is a predicted model, not a curated record. The coding region runs from base 1471 to 3324 and encodes 617 amino acids.
AAGUACAUAUGUAUAUCUAUUUAUUAUAUAUUUGUUCUUACAUAAAAUUAUUCUCGUACAAAACAUGCAAUGUUUUUGUUUUAUUUUUUGAAGAAAAGUUCUAGGAUAUUAUUUAAAUACCCUGCUCAAAAAGUUUGAUAGAAAUUGAUAGAAACAUAUACAAAUUUGAUACAAAUUUAAUAUGAUUUUAUCUGAAUCUAUAAUUCUAUCGGACACUAGAUUUUAUGCUGGAUAGGAAAGUUAUAAAUUCUAUUGUUUUUUAUCAUAUCUAAAUCAAGUGACUAAAAUUUUAUCUGAAUAUAGGUGCUUUUCUAUGUGAUCUUUUCUAAUUAUCUUACUGAAUAUAAAAGUUACGAUUUAUAAAUUAAUCUAAAAUUGUCCCUCUACUUUUCUAUCAAAAAUAUGUUAUAGAAAAAUUGUUUUCUAUUGUCAUGUAUAUGAUAAGAGAUAUUUAAAGGAUACAAUACGAUAUAGAAAAAUAAAAAGUCUAUCAUACACUUCAGAUAAACAAUCUAAGAUUUACGAACUUAAAAUAUGAUUCAAUUAAAUAGAAUUUUUUCUUGUCUAAUUCUAUCGAUUUUUUGAACAGGGAUUGUAUUAACAGCAGUAAUAAUUGGAAAAGACACUUUCUUUUUAGCAAUAUUGACUACAUCUCUUUGUUUAAUAAGAGAAUUUUGCUGCAAACAUGAUUCCUUUCUAUAUAUAAUAUAAAUGUCAAGAUAUUCAUUAUUUUUGAUAAAGAAUAUUUACCGAAUUUGCAUGAUGCACAAUGAAUUAAACUGUAAAGUUCAACUUAUAAAACUUUAACUAAGGGAAUAUAAUGUUUCUAUUAUAUUUUUUAAAAUUGUCUAUUAAAUCUUAUUUUAUACAAAAAUUUUACUGUAAAUUAUAUAACUAAAGUUACUGCAAAUUCGAUAGAUAUUAUAGAUUAUAAUUUGUUCAUAAACUUUUAAAAUUAAACAUUAAUUACAUUUCACAUAUACAUUUAUUAUAUUAUAAUGGAACAGAUAAGACAAUAUUAUAAUCAUAAUUUUGAAACUUUUUUGAUAUUAUAAUAUAAGCAUUUGCAUUUAAUUUAGUGUCUCUUUUAUUACACUAUUUUUAAACCUUUGAUUAUUCUUAAGGUUUCUGAAGAUUUUUUUCUAAAUAUAUACAUAGCAUAUAUGUAUACCUACAUGAUCGGUUAUUUGAGACAAACUUUUACAUGGAGUUAUGUGUUAACCAAUAGUUUGCAAAGUUCAGACUAAUUACCUUUCUCCUGUUACCAUUAAGCUGUCAAACCAUUCACAUAUUUUAAAUUGAUAAGUUUAUAUUAUAUUUCUUAUGUCUGAAAUAAUUUACAAUAUAAAAAAUAAUUACAUAUAUUAUUUUUCUGUAUCAAUUGUUACCUAUUAAUGUUACAUAUAAAAGAAACAAUAUUUAAUGAAUUGAAAAAAACACGGAGGUUGAUCUUUAGUAAUCGAAAUCGUUAUGCAGUAUACCCGUCCAAAUAUAUCCAAAAGCGAUCUUAUAAUCAGUCGCGAGUCAUUAUUGAGCGAAAUACUGAACUAUCAAAGAUCGAUGCCCAUAGUCUCCCAUAAAAUGAAUUUGUCUAAUCGUUUUAUGGGUGGUUCUGAUAAAGAGCUUGCCAUUGAAGAAACUUCUGCCACAGUAUCACCGGCAUCUGUCCAGGAAGUAUCAAAUCCUCCACAAAGAUCGAUGCCCAUAGUCUCCCAUAAAAUGAAUUUGUCUAAUCGUUUUAUGGGUGGUUCUGAUAAAGAGCUUGCCAUUGAAGAAACUUCUGCCACAGUAUCACCGGCAUCUGUCCAGGAAGUAUCAAAUCCUCCACCUUUAUCUCCAACUCCGUCAAUGCCACCAUCACCCUCCAUAGAAGAAUCUUUCAAGGAAUCCGAGCAGUUAGAAAAAGAUUCUCAGAAAAAUCAACUUCCCGCAAAUGGAUCGUGUUGCUUCUGCAUUUCGCAAACACCGGGAUCAGUCGGGGAUAGAAAAGUAGACGAAAUAAUCGAUUACGUCCACCAAAAUCUUAAGGAGGCUAGCAAGGCUUUAGCAUCUUUGGGCGAGAACUUCGAGCAUGAUUUAAAGCUGAUGUUUAUCGACAUUUUGGGUCGAAUCAAACAAUGGACCGGUAUUGUACAAGACAAACUGGACACUUGUAAAAAUGAAGUUGAUAAUCUUCGCAAGGAAUUAUUAGCUCGUGCAUGUGAAAUUGAUAAUAAAUCACGCGAACUGAAAAAUCUCAAAGCUCAGAUUGCAGAGUAUCAGAAUGAUCUACUGUCACACAGUGAAUUGCCAAAAAAAGGUCUUAAAAGGUUGGAAAAGGAGAAAAGAGAGAUAAGCAUCCAUGAAGAUCAAUUCGUCGAGGGAAAAGCACAAGCAACGAAUGCUGAAGAAAUUAUGAGAGCUGAUGAUAAAGAAAAUGAUGAAGACGUACAAACGGAAAUUGUUAAGCAAAUUGAUAGAAUUAAAAAAAUUAAUUCAAAAAAGAAAACGCGAGCUGUUGAUCAAGGAGAUGAAGAAGAUGCGCAAGCAGUACGAGAUGUUGAUCGAAUAGAUGAAGAAAAUAAAGAAUUGAUAAGAAAAAAGACAGACAAUGAAAGGAAUAUGAAAGACGUCGGUUAUACAAAUACGACAGUCCAAACUGUUGUGCAGGAGAAGGAAAGGACAAAACGAGAAUCCGAGCUCGAAUCUGAGAUCAAGUGGCUCCGGAAGGAAUACGACAGAGUAAUGAAGGAACGAGUGCAGUAUGAAAACGCGAUUCAACGAGCACUACUGCGAGGAGUAUCAUCUUUAAAUGUUGAGGCAUUGAGAGUCUUGCGCUGCCCACCGAUUCCCUGUUGCUCUCCUUGCAUACCCUGUCCGGUUACCGCAGGAAUCAUUCCACCUGAACCCGUCAUACCAUGUUCUGGCAAGAGUACGAAGAGGCGUCCAGAAUCCGCUGCAGCAACGGUUAACAAUACCAAAGUUUCACGCGACAGACACGUGCAGAAUGACGAUCAAACUGAUUGCACAACGAAGCGACCUUCCACAAGUCUUUGCUGCUCUGUCAAUAAAAACCGGAAGUCCACAAAUGGUAGCAUGUUCUUUCUUCUUCAUCAAAGCGAUGCUAAAAAUUUGAACGCUCCAGACGAGAAUUUGAGAGUAACUCCAACUUACUUCUCGUUGUCCUGCGGCGGAAGGAACUUCGUCCUGAUGAACUGGAAGGAUCUCUGGAGGCUGCGUGCCACAAUAAGGGUAGUGCGUGAGGCACGAUACGUGCAGGGCAAGAGAAGAGGAGACACGUCUUACGUCUUAUACGAGGAGAGAAGCCGGCACCGCGUGCGAUGAGCGACGAAGACGUGGAGGAGCCGCAACGCGGACGAUUCUUAGGACGGGCGGAGCGCGACUGAUGCAAGCCCGACGGAGACCGGAGUGUGCACCGAGCGACGGUGGUAGCCAGCGGUGGUGGCGAGAGCGGACGUCACCCACGAGUCCUUCCGUAUAUAUGCGCGCGGUCCUCGUGUUUCUCUCUCUUUCUCUCCCUCUGCUGCUAUUUCUACUGUAUCACAAAGAGCCACGAGCCUCUUCGGAGGCUCACUUCGGAAAUUAUCGAAGAGAGAGGAGGAAGGUACAAUCUUUACUUCCUCCGAUUUGGAAACUCAGUGCAUCCAGCUGUUGCAUCAGAAUAUUAAAAUAUUUCUUUUGUCCACCUUGUAAAAAUUUUAUAUAAUAUAUUAAUGUAAAAAAUAUAAUUAUAAAAAAUCAGUUUUUAAAGUAGAGUCUUAAAAGAGUUUAAUAUAAAGAUUUAAUGACUUAUGAUUGAGUGGUUACGUAAGUUGAUUAAGAUUAAUAAUUUGAUAAUUUUUAUUCAUUUGCUAAGGAAUUAAUUUGUUGA